AUGCCACGACAAGCCAUCGCAGAAGCUAAGCUACGAAAACUGCUCGAAUUAAAUGAAAAAUUAAAAGAGCAAUUAGAAAUAUCUCGUAUACCUAUAUCAGAAGCAAGUCGAUCUUUAAUUGAAUACUGCCAAACAAAUCAAGACAUGAUGGUACCGUCUGUUUGGGGAAAUCGGAAUCCUGAUCCUUUCGCAGAACCUACAGCCGGCUGUGGAUGUACAAUCAUGUAG
Molecule: messenger RNA, 228 nt
Organism: Mycotypha africana
Lineage: Eukaryota; Fungi; Mucoromycota; Mucoromycetes; Mucorales; Mycotyphaceae
Product: G-protein gamma-like domain-containing protein
Exons: 2
Coding region: 1-228 (75 amino acids)
Biological process (GO): G protein-coupled receptor signaling pathway
Cellular component (GO): heterotrimeric G-protein complex
Molecular function (GO): G-protein beta-subunit binding
Source: RefSeq, a predicted model, not a curated record